GAGCCCAAGUAUUAUUAGAAGAUAAAAAGGAAAGCCCGAUGGACAUGGAGGCUGAAGAAAACCAUUAUCCUUGCAAGUGUCACGAAACGGACAGCAAGGGCUGCUCCUCCUCCAGAAGAUUGUCCAGCAACUCUCUCUUUCAGCUCUGAGGUGAUAGUAGCAUGCAUCUCCUUCUUCUUCUUGGACCGACCCCAUUGUGUCUGUACCCUUCCAUGUCUGUGGGGAGACUCCAACCUUGUUCUUGUUGUUCUGUUCCUCCUUACACAUCGAUGCUCGGCGGGACAAGAGGGACAACAUCAGGUACUGCAGCUCUUCUCAUAAAUCGAGUUUCCAGUAACGUUGCUGAUGCUCCGCAAUCCAAGCUCCUCUCUUCUACUCGAUUGCCUUUCACUCCCAGCCAUCUCAAAUCUCUAGGGUUCAAGCCCUCCCCUCCUCAGUUGGCCCUCCUCUCUCUCUUGUUUCUUCUUUCUAUGGCUAUUGGAGCAAUUUUCUCUUUGGCUGUCAUUUGCCUUCCAACCAUAGCUGCUUUUAGAAGAUUGGGAGCUUCUGUCCACAAAUUGUCCCAAGUCGUCUCUGAAGAGGUGCCAGGAACCUUGUCUUCUCUCAAGCUCUCUGCCCGUGAGAUUAAUGAACUCACUCGACAACUUACCAAUCUCAGGUUAGCUAUACAUUUUACUUUCCUAGCUCUCCUGCUCAAUUCUCCACGUUUCCAUCUGAGAAUCCCACUUGCUUGCUUAUGCACUUUAGUAGUUAACAGGAUUUUACAUUUUUGAAGGCAAAAGAUCUCUGCAACUGAUCAGCAUGGUAAGUGGAAACAAAGCCUAAAUCAAUAAAUAAAAAGCCAUGAGCUAGCCCACUUCUUUUGGAAGCGGCUGCAACUGGCCUUGUGCAGAAUCCGAUGGAUUGCUUUGUCUUGUAUUUUAUAUAUAUUACUUGGAUCUAACUUGUAAAUCACACAUAUAGAACGUCAUAAAUAUAAAAUAUAUGGGAAAAGCUGCUGUUUACUCUGUAGUACCACAAAACGUGAUAAAUUAUGUAAGCCCAGCACCCAUUAUUUCAUAAUUAAGACUCUAGCUCUCAUUCCUCUUCAGUUA
Messenger RNA from Populus nigra (black poplar), 1094 nucleotides. RefSeq lists its product as uncharacterized. Bases 162 to 773 code for a protein of 203 amino acids. The record is from RefSeq and is a predicted model, not a curated record. The transcript is spliced from 3 exons. Lineage: Eukaryota; Viridiplantae; Streptophyta; Magnoliopsida; Malpighiales; Salicaceae.